AUGAUCGGAAAACUUACCUUGUUAUUCGUUUUUUUGGCCGCACUUUCCAUGGUCAAUGCUUUUCCAUAUCAUCAUUUUACUAAAAGGGCUGCUAAGUUUGGACAAUGUCCGCCUCCAUUUCAGCCACCACCAAUUACUGCAGUAAUCAGUGAUGUAUCGAUUAGCCCUGAUCCUCCAAAAGCUGGUUCUGAGCUCAAAGUUACUGGUUCAGCAACGACUAAUGUUGAUAUUACUAAAGAUGAUUUCUUCGGCUUUGUAAUUUUGGAUAUAACAAGUCCAGCAACUCCUGUUCCUGUAUUCGCCGGCAAGCCUGUAGAUAUUUGCAAGAAGACUACAUGUCCAACAAAAACGUUUAAUUUUAACGAAGUCUAUGAUUUAUCAAGCCUAAAAUCGUUACCAGCAACAUACAUAGUUGGAGUUGCAAUUGGACCUAUCACAAAUGAUACAUCCUUAGUACUAGCUUGUGGAGAAGCUACCUUCCCAUAA
Cetraspora pellucida is the source of this 486-nucleotide messenger RNA. NCBI's taxonomy places the organism in Eukaryota, Fungi, Glomeromycota, Glomeromycetes, Diversisporales, Gigasporaceae. The record is from the annotation of a GenBank genome assembly.